Molecule: messenger RNA, 3759 nt
Organism: Passer domesticus (house sparrow)
Lineage: Eukaryota; Metazoa; Chordata; Aves; Passeriformes; Passeridae
Gene: FBXL17
Product: F-box and leucine rich repeat protein 17
Exons: 9
Coding region: 130-1971 (613 amino acids)
Biological process (GO): SCF-dependent proteasomal ubiquitin-dependent protein catabolic process
Cellular component (GO): SCF ubiquitin ligase complex
Molecular function (GO): protein binding
Source: RefSeq, a predicted model, not a curated record
CCGGCGUCCCGGAACCAACCCUGCCGUCGCCACCGCCUCCUGCCCCGGCCCGCCGGCAGCAUGUCAGCUCCCGGCGCCGCCUCCCGCAGGUGACACCCGCCCUUCCGCUGCCGCUGCUUCCCCUCCUAUAUGGGCCACCUGCUCUCGAAGGAGACAAGGAGCCUAAGCCGGGAUCGCCGCCGCCCACGGGGGAAGGUGCCUCCGCCGCGCAGCAGGAGCUGCUUACUGCGCGGGCCCUGCAUGCUCUGCUUCAUCGUGCACGGCGCCAGCCCGCCCGCCCCGGAGCAGCCGCUGCCCGCCGGGGACCCGCUGCUUCCGCCGCCGCCGCCCUACGUGUCGCUGACAGCCGCGGAGCAGCGCGUCGCCCGCCGCCUCCUGCGCCUGGCGCCCGCCGCCUGGGAACCUCCGGGCCGCUGCCACCGCCUCUUCCUCUCCGGCCUGCUGCCCUCGCCGGUGCGGGGCCUCCUGGGGCCGCCCGGCGAGGUCUCCUCCGAGAUGGUGUGCAAGCGCAAGGGGGCCGGGCUGCCCGCCUGCCCGCCCUGCAAGCAGCCGCGCUGCGCCGCCGCCGAGCCCGAGCCCGGCGCCUGCCAGUGCCCGGCGGAGCCGCAGCUGCUCGCCCUGCCCGGCGGCGCGGGGGAGAGCGGCGGGGGCACCGCCGAGCAGAGCGGUGCGGGACAGCCCGCCUCGCCGCCGCCUCCCACUGCCCAGGACGAGAAGGAGCAGGGCCGGGAGGAGGAGAAGGAGCGGGGCGGCGAGGCGGGCUGCGAGGAGCCUCUGGAGUACCCCGGCGACAGCUGCCGAGAGUUGCCGCCGCCGCCCACCCCGGAUAUAAACCAACUGCCGCCUUCCAUCCUCCUCAAGAUAUUUUCCAACUUAUCUCUGAAUGAACGUUGCCUUUCAGUGUCAUUAGUCUGUAAAUAUUGGCGUGAUCUCUGUUUAGAUUUUCAGUUUUGGAAGCAACUGGAUCUCAGCAGUCGUCAGCAGGUCACUGAUGAGCUGUUGGAAAAAAUAGCAUCAAGAAGCCAGAAUAUUACUGAAAUCAAUAUUUCUGAUUGCCGCAAUGUAUCUGAUACAGGAGUAUGCAUAUUAGCAAUUAAAUGUCCUGGGCUCUUAAGAUAUACUGCCUACAGGUGUAAACAGCUUUCUGACACCUCUAUUAUUGCAGUUGCCUCUCAGUGUCCUCUUCUUCAGAAGGUGCAUGUGGGCAAUCAAGACAGACUCACUGAUGAAGGCCUGAAGCAGCUCGGCUCAAAAUGCAGGGAAUUGAAAGACAUACAUUUUGGGCAAUGUUACAAGAUCUCAGAUGAAGGAAUGAUCAUUAUAGCUAAAGGCUGUUUGAAGCUGCAAAGAAUAUAUAUGCAAGAAAACAAAUUAGUGACAGAUCAGUCUGUGAAAGCUUUUGCGGAACAUUGUCCUGAGCUGCAGUAUGUUGGUUUCAUGGGCUGCUCUGUUACUUCAAAAGGAGUCAUUCAUCUUACCAAUCUAAGAAAUCUUUCAAGCUUGGACCUACGUCAUAUCACAGAACUGGACAAUGAAACCGUGAUGGAAAUAGUAAAGAGAUGCAAAAACCUUAAUUCUCUCAAUCUGUGUCUGAACUGGAUCAUUAAUGACAGAUGUGUGGAGGUGAUUGCCAGAGAGGGACGGAACCUGAAAGAACUGUAUUUAGUAUCCUGUAAGAUCACAGAUUAUGCGCUGAUAGCCAUUGGGAGGUACAGCAUGACAAUAGAGACGGUGGAUGUUGGAUGGUGCAAAGAGAUCACGGACCGUGGAGCCACCCAGAUUGCUCAGCGCAGCAAAUCCCUCCGAUACUUGGGACUGAUGAGAUGUGAUCAAGUGAAUGAGGCCACAGUGGAGCAGCUGGUGCAGCAAUAUCCACAUAUAACCUUCAGUACUGUGCUGCAGGAUUGCAAGAGAACACUGGAGCGGGCUUAUCAAAUGGGCUGGACACCCAAUAUGUCUUCUGGCUCCUAACUUUCUGUACCAACAUGUUCCACUCUGCUGCAUUCGGUAGAUCUAAUGGGGAUUGCAGAAGGGUUUAGAACCUUUCAUAUGAUGCAAUAUAGUUGUGAGUUUACAGAGGUUACAGUAAAAUGGCAAAAGCUGUACACUGACUUUAACGUACUGUACAACUAAGUACAAAUAUUGAAGCAAAACUUUAGAAAUGCAUUGUGGUUUUGUUUGCAUAAAAGUGAUAAAAGCCUUUGGCAAAUUUCUUGAAGUGGAUUCCUACUAGUUCUCUGGAUAGUUUGAGUUAUAGAUGUUAAGCUUGUUUUCCUCUGUUUAUUUUGCCUUGGUCAUGUGCGUUUCUUUGAUCUGUAAAUGGUAACUCAGUGCUAGCAUCAGUGCAGUUGAUCAACAGAGGCAUAUGUUGAAACUGGGAACUAAACUUGAUGCUUUUUAUUUACUAAAGCUAUGCCAGUGGUUUUAAGAUACAGAGUAAUAAGAAAAUCUACAGUGAACUUUCUUAUCAACAUCCUUGGGGUUUUUUUCUUUAAAUAUAGGAAGCUGUAGUGAUAUUAAAAUCUUUCCCACCUUGACAUUUUAAUAAUAAUAAUAAUAACAUUUUAAUAAUGAAUAACACUGCUUACCCUAACAAUAAUAACCAGCUACAUUUCAUGAAGACAAAGAAUAGCUGAAUACACCAACUAUCAGAAAUAAGUUGGUGAUGCUUAUUAUAUUUGGCUAAAAAAAAAUUUAUGUCUAUUGUAAGUGAACUUGUCUCCUCUGACUAUGCUGUUCUGUUGAUGAAUUGGAAAAUUCUGAUGAAUGGGUAUAAGUCAAUAACAGGAUGCCUCUCAUUUCCUGUGUGGUUUUAUUUUGGAAUGGAUUUUCCAAUACAAAUAGUGCUUACCUUGAGAAGGCCAUCAUGAGGUCAUCCCAUUGUGGGUAUCUUUUAUAGGAUCAGAUGCUUCUUAAUACAGUGUAUCCAAGGAAAUGUCCAAAUUAAACGCAUAAAAUUAUUAAUUUUCUUUGUGGGACUGAUAGGUUUUAAUCCCAAACAGCAACCAAGUAUCACACAGCCUUUCUCUCACUCUCUCUCACACAUUGCAUUCUAAGGAGUUAAAUUUGAGCAGGGAAUUGUGAAAAAUACAGACAUUGCAGCUUCAAUUUGGAGUUGCCUUAACCUUUAGAGUAUUACCAUUUGGUUAAGAAUGUUGUCAGGUAUGUAACACUGGAUAUUCGUUUUUAAGAGGUUACAGCAUUUUAAUCCAAACUAUGAACUCACCUGGAUAUGAUCCUUGAGCUUCAGCUGAAAAGUCGCCAUUAUUGUCAAAAUGUUUUGCUAAUCCAGAAGGCCUAAUGCAGCAUAACAUAGAAGCUUGUUUAGUAUGGCUGUAUAACCCUGUAAACCUAUUUGUUGAUUUCCAUAGCAUAAUUUUUUACAACAGAAACAUCAACUCACAUUACUUCCAGUGAGGAUGUUGAAUGUUUUCUUAUUAGACUUUUCAAAAUGGGGAUGAACUAAUUUCUCUGGAAAAAAAGUAUAUGGUAAAGAUUUUGUUUAAAAUAAGUGGUAAAUACUUGUGAACAUGUGUAAUGCUAUGCUGUUUAUUUACUCCUAAAUGGUGACAAUAUUUUAAGAAUAAAGCCUGUGAAUUAUAUUGCAGAUAUAGUACAGAAUCUUAGUCAAUUUUCUUUUAAUGUCUCUUUAUGAGUGCAUUAAAACUAUUCACACAAUUUGUAAGUUUCUAUUUUUUCGUGAGACCUUUGAUCUUGCAAUAAAUUUUAAUAAAACAAUAAAUAAUAAUAAAACAAUAA